UAUGCGUCUAUGAACCUACAAAAAGUAGGUAACCCAUAGGACCUUUUGGAAACAUCUGUCAGUAUUCCCGCUACCUGUCUCAAUGUAUAUUCUACCUGCACAGGUUAAAACCAUCACCACACGGAUCAGACGGUUCAAACUUCAAAAGAAAUCGCAUACUGAAGAGUUUGAAGGAGUAUCAGCUUUGUUUCGCGCUAUGGCUUCGUCCCCAAAUGAUGGAUACACCUGCCAUUGGAGCGUGGUGACAUCUCCAGUCGACGACCACCUGAACUGCACCGUUCUAUAUCUCGAUCAGUGCACGUCCUGGAACAGAUGCCGCCAAACCUGCCUCAAGGCAGGAGCCACCAGCUAUAGAUGGUUUCACGAUGGCUGCUGCGAGUGUGUGGGAGAGAAUUGCGUAAAUAAUGGAAUAAACGAGAGCAGAUGUCGAUUGUGUCCUGAACCAGGACUGGAGGAAGAGGAGGAUUAA
Drosophila serrata is the source of this 469-nucleotide messenger RNA. RefSeq names its product shrew (gene srw). Gene Ontology annotation, biological process: regulation of BMP signaling pathway. The record is from RefSeq and is a predicted model, not a curated record. NCBI's taxonomy places the organism in Eukaryota, Metazoa, Arthropoda, Insecta, Diptera, Drosophilidae.